Molecule: messenger RNA, 321 nt
Organism: Ilex paraguariensis (yerba mate)
Lineage: Eukaryota; Viridiplantae; Streptophyta; Magnoliopsida; Aquifoliales; Aquifoliaceae
Source: the annotation of a GenBank genome assembly
AUGUCCAAAAUUCAUUUUUCAAUUCGCUUACGCCCCGGUACACUUAAAAGGGCACAAUUUUUCGUGUUCAGAUUUACAAUUCUAAUGAAGAUAUAUCGUCAUGACAUGUUCAAAUUGUCCAGUGGAAAGAGUUGGUCUCAAACAAAGCAUCAACUCAGUGUCUUAGAUUUAACUCUCGUUAGUGUUUCCCGGAUUGUAGAGAUGUAUGUUCACUUCACAGGAGUCCAAUGUACCCUUUGUGAUUUGGGAAAAAAGUCAUCAUGCCAAGAUUUCAAAAAUUAUCAUUUCUUGACUUCUUCUGCCAUGGACCACAAACUGUAA